AUGGCACGGUUCUCCCCCCACUUCUCGCGGCAACGAAGCCCACCCCUCCACCCCGCCGCCGCCGCCACCGCCGCGCACGUCCACAGCCUACUCGCCCUCCUCCUAAAUCACCAAUCCGCCAGACGCCCGCUCCUCCAGAUCCACGCCCAGCUCAUCACCCACAAGGUGUUCGACGGGCGUCCCACGCCAUGGCACACCCUCCUCAAAGCCUACUCCCGCGGCCCCUUCCCGCAGGAGGCGCUGCACCUCUUCCGACACUCCCGCCGGCACGCGGCCUCCAACACCUACGCCUUCACCUUCGCCCUCGGGGCCUGCACCAGGCUGACAUGGCCACAUGCCACCCGGCAACUGCACGGUCUUCUAAUCCGGAACGGGUUCGCGUGCCACGCCCACGUGCACACCGCCCUCACCAGCGCGUACCUCGCGUGCGGGCGCCUGGCGGACGCCCGGGCGGCGUUCGACGAGAUGCCGGCGAAGAACGCGGUCUCCUGGAACGUGAUGGUCACCGGGUUCGCUGGGCGCGGCGAGGCCGAGCACGCCAGGCUGCUCUUCGAGCGGAUGCCGUCUAGGAACGUUGUGUCGUGGACCGGGAUGAUAGACGGGUACACGCGGUCUUCUCGCCAUCUAGAGGCCGCUGAGCUUUUCCGCCGCAUGAUGGCGGAAGGCGUUAGCCCGAGCGAGAUUACCGUUUUGGCGGUUGUGCCUGCAGUAGCCAGUAUUGGAAGGGUUCUCUUGAGCGAGGCCCUGCAUGGCUUUUGUGAGAAGACGGGUCUUCUUGUGCUGGAUGUCCGAGUCGGGAACUCGCUCGUAGACUUGUAUGCCAAGAUUGGGUCGAUACAGAGCUCGCUGAAGGUGUUCAGGGAAAUGAUGGAGAGGAGAAACUUGGUGUCAUGGACGUCGAUAAUUUCGGGUUUCGCGAUGCACGGGUUGUCAGCGGAGGCAGUUGAACUGUUUGCGGAGAUGAGAAGGGCAGGCAUCGCACCGAACAGGAUCACUUUCUUGAGCGUUCUCAAUGCUUGCAGCCAUGGAGGGCUAGUGGAGCAAGGAGUAGCGUUUUUCAAAAGCAUGGUUUACGAGUACAAUAUAAAUCCAGAGAUCAAGCAUUUUGGGUGUGUCAUAGACAUGCUAGGUAGGGCUGGACGGUUGUGUGAGGCUGAGCAAGUAAUAAGUGGGUUGCCCAUGGAGGUUAAUUCAGUCGUGUGGAGGACACUGCUGGGUUGCUGCAGUAAGUAUGGAGAAGUGGAGAUGGGGGAGAGGGCGAUGAAGAAGAUACUAGAAAUCGAAACAGAAUCCGGAGGUGAUUUUGUGGUGGUAUCCAAUAUGCUUACUGAGCAUGGUAGGUUUAGUGACGCUGAAAGAGCACGGAAGCUAGUAGAUGAGAGGAAUGCUGUUAAGGUUCCUGGGCUUGCUUUGGUUGGUGCGAGCCAAUAA
This is a messenger RNA of Lolium perenne, 1431 nucleotides long. RefSeq names its product pentatricopeptide repeat-containing protein At1g09220, mitochondrial. The record is from RefSeq and is a predicted model, not a curated record. Gene Ontology annotation, biological process: RNA modification. Gene Ontology annotation, molecular function: RNA binding; protein binding. Lineage: Eukaryota; Viridiplantae; Streptophyta; Magnoliopsida; Poales; Poaceae.